Messenger RNA from Astyanax mexicanus (Mexican tetra), 3770 nucleotides. RefSeq names its product nucleolar protein 6 (RNA-associated) (gene nol6). The transcript is spliced from 26 exons. Gene Ontology annotation, biological process: rRNA processing; tRNA export from nucleus. Bases 141 to 3554 code for a protein of 1137 amino acids. Gene Ontology annotation, cellular component: UTP-C complex; small-subunit processome; CURI complex. NCBI's taxonomy places the organism in Eukaryota, Metazoa, Chordata, Actinopteri, Characiformes, Acestrorhamphidae. The record is from RefSeq and is a predicted model, not a curated record.
UGGGUUUGUAUGUGGCACUGGGGCUCCAUGUGAGUUUACAGUGCGGUGCUGGGGCUGCUGCUGGCUGAAGGAAUAAAACUAUAGUUCUUUGGAUCCAUGAUUUAUUUUCCGGGUGGUUUUGGAAUCGUUUGCAUUUUAAGAUGAAGAGGAAACAUUUGACUUCAACUGAAGACCUGGAAAAUGAGGUGGAUAUACCAAAUACUGCUCAGAGUGAAGAUGAUGUGGAAAGUUCAAUGGAAGCCUCCAAGAAGGAUAAUGUUGUUCGUCCACUUAAAUUGUCCAAAGGAGAUCUGUACAAAGCUCCAACAGUUGAGGAGCUCAAUCAGCUGAAGGAAGCAGAGAACCUGUUCCACUGUAGCUUGUUGAAAAUGCAGAUGGAGGAGCUGCUGAAGGAGGUGGCACUGAGCGAACGCAGAAAGAAGCUGCUGGACUCAUUUGUGGAAGAGAUCACUGAUCUCCUGCAGUCCGUUCCUGAAACUCCAGUGGUGGAGUUAACAGACGUGUCUUGGUUGGAAGACUCUGCAAUUGAUGUACCGUUCACCAUGGUUCCAGAAGUUAAUGGCAAAUUCCAUAUGGAGCCCCCUGCCUCUGUUGACUUGAUCGGGAGUUAUCCACUGGGCACCUGCAUCAAACCUAGAGUUACUGUCGACCUGGCUGUCACAAUUCCUCCAAAUGUCUUACACCCAAUGGAUGGCAUAAACCAGAGAUACCCACGAAAGAGGGCACUCUAUCUGGCAGGCCUGGCACAGCACCUUGCUUCAUCACCUGAAGUGGGCCCAUUGCACUUUUCCUGCCUUCAUGGCAACCGGCUCCGCCCAGUCCUGCUGGUGACACCUUCAGGUAAGGACAGCAGCGUAACACUUCGAAUUCACGCUAUUCCUCCUCCGGACUUUCUCAAACCAAGCCGCUUCCACCCUCAGAAGAACAACAUCCGGACAGAUUGGUUUACUGGCAUAAGCUCUGAACAAGAACGCACAGAGCCUUCAACUCCACAUUAUAACAGCACAGUACUGGGAGAUCACCUCCCUCGCCCACACCUGCAGUUCCUUACUGCACACAGCGACCAGUGUCCUGCUUUCAGAGAUGCUGUAGCUCUCCUCAAAGUGUGGCUGAGGCAGAGGGAGCUCGAUCAGGGGACUGGGUGCUUUGGUGGAUUUUUGGCUGCCAUGCUGAUGGCUUAUCUUCUCUCCACUCACAAAGUGGGGAAAACAAUGAAUGCAUACCAGCUGCUCAGAAAUGCACUGCACUUCUUGGCUUCCACAGACCUGACUAAGAGUGGUAUUACUCUGGCGAAAAACCCAGAUUCAAAAGCGCCUUCUCUGCCUGAGUUCCACAGUGCUUUUCAAGUGGUCUUCGUGGAUCCCUCUGGUCAUCUUAAUAUGUGUGCAGACAUGACUGCCUGCACCUACAAACAGAUACAGUAUGAGGCAUCACAGUCUCUCCAGUUCUGGGAUGAUCCCACUCUAGACAGUUUCCAAGCUCUGCUUAUGACCCCCAAACCUAUGAUCAGGACGUAUGACAAUGUCUAUCAACUGAGUGACAUGGUGAAGUUGCAAGCCUCCUGUAAGAAGCUCAGUCUCCUUGGAAGUUUAAUGGACCACAGCGGGAACUAUGUUCUGGCAGUGCUCCCUUUCAUCCUGUCCCUCCUUCAACGAGGUCUUGGGCAGCGGAUCCGUCUUCUGGUCCAUUCGCUGCCUAAAGACCCUGAGUGGUCUGUGUAUAGUGAGCCCCCAAAGCACAAGGACCAGCCACCACUGUCAUUUGGCAUGCUACUCAACCCUGAGCAAUGCUUUUCUGUGCUGGAACGUGGACCCCCAGCAGAUAGCCCUGAGGCAGCUGAAUUCCGGCAGCUGUGGGGCUCUCUUUCUGAGCUGCGACGCUUUCAGGACGGGGCGAUCACAGAAGCAGUGCUGUGGCCUGGCUCAUCCACUUGCGAGAAGAGAAAGAUCCUGCUGAAGAUCAUCACCCACCUUCUGGAACUUCAUGCAGAUAUUCCCAAUUCAAGCGUCCUCUUUGUGGGAGGACGGGUACAUGAGGUCAUUAAGUUAAGAAAAGAAAUAAAGAGUACUGGAGAAGAGGAGAGCCUGAAGGUGGUCCAGUCAUUUGAUGACCUGAGCAGAAAGCUGUGGCAGUUGGAAGGUCUACCUUUGUCCAUCACUUCAGUGCAGGGAGCCCACCCGGCCCUCAGAUACACUCAGGUGUUCCCUCCUGAACCAGCCAAGUUGGAAAGUUCCUUUUUUAAGAAGGAAAAGACUUUAAAUGCUUUACUUCCUCAAGAUUGGAAGGCUUGUCCACACUAUAUAACUCCUGUUAAAGUUAUUUGUCAUAUGGAGGGGAGUGGAAAGUGGCCCAAUGAGCGAUUGGCAAUCCGCCAUAUUAAAGCAGCGUUCCACCUUCGCCUCGGAGAGCUGCUCAAACAGCAGCAUGACUACAUGUGCCAAGCCACACCUGCACAUCUGGAUGUGUGGAAGGAUGGACUGCUGUUCCGGAUCCAGGUAGCAUACCACAGAGAACCGCAGGUGCUGAGAGAAAAAGUGACCCCAGAAGGUUUGCUGAUCGUGAGGGACAACCCAGAGGCGCAGGCACUGGAAGUCGAGACCCAGCACAAACCCUUCCUCACCAGCACCUUACAUGGUUUACAGCAGCAACAUCCCUGCUUUGGUGCAGUGUGUCGCCUGGCUAAACGGUGGCUUGGUGCACAGCUGUUUAUGGGAGAAAUAGGAGAAGAUGCAGUAGAUCUGCUGGUGGCCUUCCUCUUCCUUCAGCCUGCACCCUUCACUCCACCCAGUUCUCUGCAGGUUGGUCUCCUUCGCUUCCUCCACCUGCUCUCCUCCUUCGACUGGAGGAUCAACCCUCUGGUGGUCAACCUCAAUGGCAAACUCACAGCUUCCGAUUGUACUGAAAUCAAGAAUCACUUCAUAGCAUCGAGGGAGUCUCUUCCUGUGAUGUUUAUCGCCACUCCCAAUGACCACAAGGCCUCAAUCUGGACCAAGACAGGCCCCUCAGUACCGGUGCUUCAGCGCAUGGUGACUGUUGCAGCAGAAAGCUUGCAUGUCCUGGAGGCCCAGUUCGCUCAGCCCAGCCAAAAUCAUGACAUUCGGGUGGUUUUCCGCCCUCCUUUAGAGGCCUACGAUGUUCUCAUUCACCUCAAAACUAAACAAGUCCCUCUUGCAGCCCAGGCUGUGGACCCCAGUCCCAUUACAUUUCCCAGGGGUAUCAGUAAAGGUGAAGGUGGCAGUUUGGGGGGAGCUUUCCCUGUCAUGGAUUUUGAUCCAGUGAAGCUGUAUCUGUCUGAGCUCAGGGAUGCAUUUGGAGAUCUGGCUCUGUUUUUCUAUGACCCGUUUGGAGGAAAGGUGAUUGCAGUGCUGUGGAAGCCUAAAGCGUUCGAGCAACAGCCCUUCAAGACUUCUCUGAUGAACGGCAGGAAAGUGGAGGUGGUCAAUGAAGUGGCCACUACCGCUCCUAAUGUAGAGGCCAUCGUGGAGGACUUCCGAAUCAUGGGGGAGGGGCUGGUGGAAAAUGUGGAACCAAGGACAGAGAAAUGGGUGGUUUGAGUGCAGCCUAGAAAUGUCUCUUGUUGGAUGUGUGGCUGUGUGCCAAUGCUAUAUUUGUUUUUUUUUUAUUAUUUGUUUUCAAAUUGUAUUUGAAUUAAUGUAUAUUUCAAAUGGAUUAUUGAGGAAAAGUGGAAAGAAAUGGUCAUAAAACAUGUGGAAUGUUUUUUUGUUUUUGAAGAAAAGAAAAUUGUCAAUUAAUAAUUAUUCUAAUGAGAA